AUGUGGUCGCCAUUUCCUGAAUUCAACAACGAGAAUCAUGUUGAGUACGUCGUCAUCUUUGCCAAACUCCUCAUUCCUGGGCGCGGAGAUCCCAUUCCCAAAGGCGCGGUGGGCAUCUCCACCAAAGACGGUUCUAUCUAUUAUGUUGGCCCGCAAUCGAAGCUGCCACAAACGCUCCAGUCAACGCCCCCAACACAUGUCAACUAUCUUCUCCCCGGGCUCUGGGAUUGCCACACCCAUUUCGCGGGGACUCUCCAGGCCGAUUUCCCAGCCUUUGUCCAGACUCACCCGGCUGCUUGCGGUGCAGCUAUAGCACGGGGGUUUUACGAUACGCUCAUGGCGGGAUUUACCAGCGUGCGAGAUGUAGGGUCGUUCGCUAUUGAAGCCUACAGUGCCGUCAAGGCUGGCUUGAUUCUGGGGCCCACAGUCUUCGGUGCAGGCGGCGCAAUUGGUAUCACUGGCGGGAGCUGCGACGCCGUCACGUUGCCUACGGACUGGAUGUAUGGACGACAGGGAGUCCAACAGCACAACCAAUGGCCCGGCAUCAGUACGUUGGUCCUGGCGGAUGGAGUGGACGAGUGUCGGCGAGCUGUACGAUUGCAGAUUCGCCGUGGAGCAUCGUGCAUCAAAGUCGUCACGACGGGAGGCGUCAUGAGCACUGCAGACAAUCCAGAGUACCGCCAGUAUUCAGAUGCCGAGCUUGAAGCUGUCAUCGAUGAGGCUACAUUGCAGGGUCGAGCUGUUGCGGCUCAUGCUCAUGGAAAAGCGGGUAUAAUGGCCUCCAUCAAGCUCGGUGCUUCCACAAUCGAACAUGGCAGCUACCUAGAUGAAGAAGCAGCAGAGCUCAUGCGAGAAAAAGGAGUGACGCUGGUUUCUACGCGACAUAUCGUUGAGGCUGGGCUUAGUCGCCUUGACAAGAUGCCACCGGAGACCAGCGCCAAAAUGGUCGCCAUUGCAGGGAAACAUCUUGACGCCUAUCGAAUUGCGGUACGGACUGGCGUUAAAAUUGCCCUCGGAACAGAUAUUUGUUCUUCAGACCCCAAGGAAACGAUUAGCCACGGCAACAACGGGCACGAGCUGGUGUGGGCUGUCAAAAAGGCUGGAAUGACACCACUCGGCGCCAUCGAAGCAGCCACAGCUAAUUCCGCCGAGACACUCGGCCUCCAGGCUCCCAAGAAGGGCAUCAUCAAGGAAGGUUGGGACGCCGACAUGAUUGCGCUCGACGAGAACCCGCUGGAGAAUAUUGACGUUUUCGCGAAACCUGAAAACAUCAAGUACGUCUGGCAAGGCGGGAAGCAAGUCAAAUCGCCCCAGGCAAGUCAUUGGCCUCCUCCCACUUCAGAGACAAAUGGCUGGUCGGUGGUGGAUAAGCACGAAUGUGUUGGGUGCCAGGUGUCGGGACUUUGAUACUGGAAAAUGCCUUGAGAAUCACCUUUGCCGCAAUUCCUUCACCCCUAUGGUGUGAUGGCUACUGCUGAACGAAGGCCACGACUGCCCGCUGUGCCCUCAUACAAGCCUCAAUCCUCCAGCACUAGCUAGCUCGUC
Molecule: messenger RNA, 1545 nt
Organism: Ilyonectria robusta
Lineage: Eukaryota; Fungi; Ascomycota; Sordariomycetes; Hypocreales; Nectriaceae
Exons: 2
Coding region: 1-1407 (468 amino acids)
Molecular function (GO): hydrolase activity, acting on carbon-nitrogen (but not peptide) bonds
Source: RefSeq, a predicted model, not a curated record